Austrofundulus limnaeus is the source of this 2362-nucleotide messenger RNA. RefSeq names its product TLC domain containing 5a (gene tlcd5a). The record is from RefSeq and is a predicted model, not a curated record. Lineage: Eukaryota; Metazoa; Chordata; Actinopteri; Cyprinodontiformes; Rivulidae. Gene Ontology annotation, cellular component: membrane. The transcript has 3 exons. Bases 710 to 1435 code for a protein of 241 amino acids.
AAUACAAUCCUCGUUUUACCGCUAGUUACGUGGGAAUUUUCACAGWCUUGAACGCAGAAGAAUCAAAGGAUGCUGAUGGAGGCUGUUGUCGCCAACUGGUGCUGCUAAAAAAAUAAUAAUAAUAAUAAAAAAGGAAGACAAAUAGCCUUACUGUAGCCUGCCUAUUACACAGAGGACUUAGUGAGCAGGAUGUAAUCGGGAAAAACAGCCAGAUGUUUUCUUCUAAGUGCUGGAAGAGUUUGCCUUCCUCGUGGGAACCCGUCUGAGACCGAGCACCCAGUAACCUCUCAACCAGUUGUGAAACUGGCUCGAAGWCUUCAAGGGUCAAACGCACAUCUUGUUCCUGUCUUCGGAGGGUGGUCCUGUCCAUCUGCACGGUCUCACCUCCUAGCACAUACGUCACAGCAGAAGAUGAGACGUCCCUCUCACCCCACCAGCCUCGCAGACAGCCAACUAUAGUACUAUUAUAGUUCAAGCAAAGGCUAAUUGUUGGUCAUUUACAAAGGGGGCACAGUCCGACUCUUUCAAUGGCAUUUCUCGCUUUCUUUCUACUGUAAGUGAUAUUACAGAGGAAGAUGUGCCUCCUUGCAACUUUUUUUUUCAUCCUGUAAUCUGAUUCAGGGUUGGCUAAAUGUUCACAAGUUAGUUCCGCAGCUUUCCUUUUAGUUGUUGGAAGCUUUCCUUCUUUAUUUUGUCUUUAGAAGGGAAGAUGGCUGUGCUCGUGGUUUGUGCACUCUUGUGCUUGUUCUGCUGGGCAUCGUUCUACUUCAUCUUGUGCACUGUGAACGGGUCCAGGAGCUGCGAAUGGAACUGUCGCCUUGUCACCCUGGUGCACGGCAUCCUGGCAAUCUGCAUCACAGCGUACAUAGGAUAUGUGGAUGGACCCUGGCCCUUCACUUAUCCAGGAACGAAGAACACCCCUCUGCAGAUAAGUGCCAUGGUGCUGAGUCUGGGCUACUUCUUCUUUGACAUGGGCUGGUGCGUGUACUUCCGCACAGAAGGACCCGUUAUGCUGGCCCACCACACCAUGAGCAUCCUGGGAAUCCUGCUGACUCUGUGGCUGGGGGAGUCUGGCAUCGAGUCGUGCGCGGUGCUCUUUGGCAGCGAGAUCACCAACCCCCUCCUGCAGGCACGCUGGUUCCUCAAACAGACGGGGCGCUAUGAGACGCGGCUGGGGGACGCUGUGGACGUCCUGUUCGUGCUGCUGUUCGUGGUGAUGCGAGUUUUCGUGGGAGGCACAAUGCUGUACUGUGAGCUGAUCUCGCCGAGACCCAGAUUCUUUAUCAAGUGCGGAGGAGUGGCGAUGUACGCGCUCUCCUGGGUCUUCAUGGUGGACAUUAUUCGAUUCGCUAGACGGAAGAGCAAGGGCUGGCACAAAAGGAGGGUCCAGCGAGAGACUGUGACGGCUAAUGGCCAUGAUGGGAAGAUGGACUGACCAGCUUUGGAGCCUCAAAGGAAAGCAAACUGUAUCAGUGUUUUUGACUGAAAGCCAUCAGUGGAAAGAAGACUAUUUGUUUAAGAUAUAAAAAGUGUUCUUUUUUGGUUUUAUCAUUUUUGUGCUAUUUGUUUAUAAAGUCCAAUGCAUUUUUUAAAACAUGACUUUAUUAUAAUGAUAAAUUAUCACCAAAAAGGUGCAGCUAACAAACAGCAAAACACAAAACCAAAGCCRAUUUUUUUAAAAACACAUUUCUAACAGCUGACUGAGAAAGGUUUUAGUGUUUUAUUUGGUAUUUUCACACGCUGUCAGCUACUUGUACUAAUUUUUUUGUCUGAAUUUUGUUUCAGAUAGUUUUUUUAAAGCAAUGUCUGGAAGUUGUGAUGCCCUCUGCUCUGAUUGCCUAACAUUUGAGCCAAACAACUUUUGUCUACAAUGAAGUGUGUUGAAAACAAAACAUCUAAGUGUGCUGCAUCGUCCCAUGCCAAGAAAAUUGCCAAAACCUUCAACUUUCAUUUGAUAUAUUCAAACCUUAGAUUUCUUUCCUCAUUACCUCACUAAUAUAUAUUUGUGACGUUGUUGUACAUACAGUUUUGCUCAAACACAUAUCACAUCUACCUUGCUUUACAUUUAUACAAGAAAUGUUGACAUUUUUAGACUCACCUGACUGCCACUGGUAAAAAUCUGGGUGCACAUCCAAGAAAGUACAAAUCUAACUUGUCUGUGCCUUAGCUAUUUGAAUGUACACUUCUGUUUUUUGUUUGUUUGUUUCUUUGUUUGUUUGUUUUAGCUUGUGCUGUACUGUAAGCCCUCCAGGAUUCUGUGUAUGAAAAAAGGGUUGUUGGUUUCUUAAGUCACUUUUGUUCUUCCUACUUAAAUAAUAAAAAACUAAAAUUAUUGCAUUUUCUAUGAAAAUGCAGUGCUGAA